AUGCAAAUUUUCGAGCAAGUUUUCAUGCUAUGCACAUUACAUGAUAUCGGAUCGAUAUUGGCAAGAUUUAUCAAAGUCGAUACGUAUGAAGAUGCGCUCUUGGGUCCGCUCAGCGAAAAUCCGGAUGUCAAACGAGUGUUUUGUUAUGAACCAACUCGACGGCAUCAACCAAUUCCAUUGAUGACUAGUGGUGAUGUUAUAUCACUUUUCAUCGAUUUUCGAGAAAAUUCUAAAGGAAAUGUUGUCAUUGGUAAUUUUCUCGAUGCACUCGUUAAUUAUUACCAUUUACGAACACGAAAAGAACUUGGUCUUUAUUGUAAAUCAUUCCCAUACUUGAUAGAAGUAUCUGGUCUUGUAAAGCGAAACUCCCGCUGGUAUAUUAAAGAAAUACAAACUGCAGCAGUAGAAGAAUUGACCAGCACUAUUGAAGAACGUUUAUCCGAGCUUAAGCAAGAAAUGCGCGACGAACUUGAGCUCUCGGCCUACAAUAAGAAAAAAUCUCCCAUAGCCGUAUUCAAUCAUUUAGCUUCAACUGUAGAAAAAUAUCUUUCCUUUAUACCUGAACAAACAUUUACCUAUGCUACUCUGAUUCAUCUUCGUCAGAAUGAAUUACUUCAAUGGCUAUUGAAUAUUAGUAUCUAUUUGGGUAGUAUUCAAAAACCUGAGACAUUCAUUGCUGAACUCCAAAGAAUCCUUGGUCAUCAAAAUCACCAUGAGAGACAACAAAUUUUGACGCAAUUUUAUCAAUCGCUACCAUCUGAUCCAGACAUAAGUGAGAGGGAUCAUCAACGACUUGAAGCUAUGAUUCAACAACAACAGAACCGCUUGACAUAUGGACAGUAUCCAUCAGCAAUAAAUGAUUGGUCUCAUUCGGUAACUAAUACUUCAGGUGCAAAUGCAUUACCACCAACUAAUCCAAAUAGAAAAAAAUUAACUGUGGAUUUAAAACAAGUAUGCUCUUAUCUGUUUGAAAUUCUUAUCAAUUAUGAAAACGCUCCUACAAUCAAACAGUUGCUACAAAUCGAAAAUCAUUUAUGUACUAAAUAUCGUCUUGACAGUUUUGCUGAGUUGAAAUUCGAUACGGGUGAUGACGAUGAUGAUACUGAUACCAAUAUAGUAUCUUUUCUUAAUACUCAUCAAAAGUUAAUCGAUCCGAAUUCAGAACUUUCUGUUUAUGGUUAUAAUGUGCCUAUAACAGAUCGACGAGAUUUGUUUGAAUUUACGAAUCAAUUGAUCGAAUCAAACAGUGAUAAGCAACAUAUCUCUUCGCAAAGUGUAGAACUUCAUAUGGAUUCGAACAAUGAAGAUAUUCAAAUUAAUGCUGAUAGAUUAUCGAUAUUGGAAAAAGCAAUAAUUCAUAAAUUUGGCGGACUACUUGGUUUUCGGUCAGGAAGAAAUAUUCUUCACAAAACCAAGAAAUCAUCCCAUUUAAAUAUGGCAUGUUCUAUAAUUCGUUUUGAAGAGUCGCUUUUGGAUUUUAAUCAUCUUGAUCGAAUCGAUACAUGUCCACUAAUGCCAAUCACGGACGAAAAUCAGCUCUGUAAAUUUAUUCUUCAAUGUCCAAUCAUGACCAAUUUAUACUGCUGGCUACAAUGGACUUAUUUCUUUGAACCAAAAUAUGGCAAUAUGAAAUCAUUCAUUAGAAAGCACAUGUAUUCACUACAGCAUCUGUUGCUACUCGAAACAUCCAGUUAUGAACUUCUUCGCUUGCCUAGCGAUGCUACUCUGAAGAGUUUCGAAGAAGAGUUGAAUGCACUACGUGUACGUUCAGCUGUCGGUCACCUAUGUGCACUAAUCACUUGUGAAUACGGUGUAACUGCUCGAAUACCAUUAAACGUCUAUCGAACAUCUAUGCGGACAUGGUUCAUUCAUUUACAAUCAGUAUGCAUGACAUCGGGUAAUAGUCGACAACCGAUGCAAUAUGUACUCGACUUUUUAACCUAUCUGCCAAUACUUAUCGGGCAAGCAAGACUUAUUCAAGAAAUUAUACUUGUACUUCUUGAUGACGUUUUUCGGAGUAGUGGGCCAGGAACAGUUAGUGCAAGAAAAAAAAUAUGGGAAUUAGCGGAUGAAAAACAAAAGAAUAAAUUAGAAAUUUGGGGUUGUACGCUGGAUAUUGAGGAUUGGAAGAAUAACAAGAAAUGGUUGGAACAGGAUUACUCGAUCGAAGAACACCAAGAAUCUGCACUACAGAGUAAUAUUGUGACUUCAAAUAAUAGCAUUAUUCAAGAUAAUACUCAUGUUCCAGCAGUACAAACACCAGUUCUACCACCAAGUCAAUCACAUUCGAACACACCUGAAGUCAAAAAGAAUGAGUCUAACAUAUCAAACCAAUCUGGAUUCGAACAUAUAGAAUCGAUUCGUCGAGGCUUUGGUAUCGAUAGUGGUCUUGAUUCAGGUGGUCAAUCUAUUGUGAAAAAUUAUCAAGGGAAGCUUGAGCGAAGUCUACAAAAAUUAUCUAAUGAUCUAUAUUCAGAAAAAGGUCAUUUCGUCUUGGAACUCAUUCAAAAUGCUGAUGAUAAUCAAUAUCCAUCUGAUUGUUUGCCAACACUUCGUUUUGUUCUCUCUGAUAAACGAAUCUUAAUUUGUAACAAUGAAAUUGGUUUUGAACGGAAUAAUGUUGAAGCUAUCUGCGAUGUUGGUACCUCAACUAAAGGCAAACAUAAACAAGGUUAUGCCGGACACAAAGGCAUUGGAUUCAAGUCAGUAUUUAUGGUUUCUAAUCGUCCCGAGAUUCAUUCAAAAGGCUAUCAUUUUUGCUUUGAUACCGUCGAUGGUACUGAACAAAUUGGAUAUAUUCGUCCGAUUUGGUUGAAUAAAUGUGAAGAAGUAUUACCAAGCGCCAAUGAAUGGACAACAUGUAUUCGUUUACCCAUUCAACGAUCGUGUCGACUUCAAGAAGAUUUUGAUAAUAUUCAAGCAAAAUUAUUACUCUUUCUCAAUCGUCUACGACGCAUUGAAAUUGUUGGUCAACCAAUGAGUUCUUCGGAUAGUGAUCAAAUUCGUAUUUUUACAAGAAUUGAUCAUGCUGAUGGGAAAAUAAUUGAACUACAAGAAAAAACAGUAAAAGAAACAGUCAAAACUUUUUGGCUCGUUGUUAAAAAGGUUCUCCAAGUUCCAGAAGACAUUAAGGAGAAACUUCGUGAAGUCAAAUGUGAAGUUCAUUCGACCACAAUAGCCAUUGCUUAUCCGAUUAGCAAUCUUCAAAAGUUGAUCCAACAACUUCCAUUAGCUCAACCUCUCUUCGCUUAUUUGCCACUUCGUUCAUACGGGUUUCGUUUCAUUCUUCAGGCCGAUUUCGAAGUACCUGCCACACGUCAAGAAAUUUUUCAUGACAAUUUUUGGAAUGAAUGGCUCAAAUCUGAAAUGGUUCAACUUCUUCCGUUGGCCUAUGAACAUUUUAAAAAUUUACCUGAGCUUCUCACUUCUUUAUCUGCAUUAGGAAUGAGUAGUUCUUUAGCAGCUACUCAAGUUUUAGUGUAUUUUCUUAAGCUCAUUCCGACUCGCAAUGAACUUGAUCCGUAUUUCAAUUCAUUUGUUGACAAAAGUAUGAAAAUACUAAUGGGUAUUAUCAAAUUACCAGUAGCACAAGACGAUGGAAAUGGUCAAGUACAUACUGAAUGGGUUCAAGCCUCGCAAUGUGUCCUUGUGAAAGAUCAAUUUAUACGAAAAAUUCUUCCUCAAGAGUUACUAUUGUCACAUUUCAAUUUGUAUUACGUACCUGAACAGUUAGCAUCAGAAUGUAGCGAACGAACUCUAAUUAGAUUAGGAUGUGCUUCCCUACAGUUUUCUUCUAUUAUUCGACUUAUCAAAGAAUUGUACAAGCAAGAUGAACAAACACAUUCUACGAAGACAUCAAGUAUCGAACAAAUUGCCAAGUGGUUGCUCUGCAUUAACUACAUUAUUGAACAACAACAGCAAGAAAAUGGACAGUUACGCGAUAGUGGUACACAUAGCGAAGAGAUCGAGGCAUCAAAGCUAAGAGAAUUGAAACAACUGAAAAUUUUUCCGUUAAGCGGUCAUUCACAAUUAGUAUCAAUGGAUGAAUAUAAGGAUCAAGUGAUACUUUUUCCAUUACCAAAAACAGCUCAAUAUAAGAAACCAUUCAAAAUCAUUCUUAAUGAUUUACCAAGACUCGACGAACGAUUAAUUGAAUAUAUUGAAGAUAAAUUUGCACGGCGAUAUGACUCAAUUGUAUGUUUACUUAAAAAACUUGGUAUCAUUGACAAACCCAAGAUUAUGGAUAUUUAUCGAAUACAUAUGCAACCUAUACUAUGGGACAAGAGUCGUUGGUCGACAGUAUCUGAUUCAGUUCUUGUUGCUUUUCCUUUGUGCAUUUAUGCAUACCUCGAUCAAUUUGAAAAUGAACUCGAACAAUUGCGAAAAUGCAUGGUUAUCAAAACUCGCAGUGGUCAAUUUGUUCGUCUAGAUACACCAGGUAUUAUCAUUCAUUUGACAUCCGCAUAUGCCUGUACAAGAUCUCUCGAAUCCUUAAUUUCGCCCAAACAUGAAUUCACAUUUAUCUCAGAUGAUUAUAUUAAUAACUAUCGUACCGAAUUGUUCCAUUCGAAUGAUGAUGUAAGAGGUUUUGCUAGAUUUCUUGAAAACCUAGGUAUUACGGAAUUUCUUCAAGUUGGUAUAACUGAAACUCACUUCAUAAAUGUUGAUUCACUUCAAAAUACUCAAUGGAAUUAUUUAAUUCCAGAAUUGAAUGAAAUGAUUCAUCAACCAUUUACAAUUGAAGAUUGUUCUUGUAAUGAAUUUAAUACACUUAUAGCUUCAUGCAACAAUAUUGCUGUUGAUAUUGAUUUGUGUACGAAAUUAUUGAUAUACUUGGAUCGUCAUCAUGCUACGCUAUCUCAGUUCUAUACGGCAUCAAUAAAUUUAAUGGAUCAAGUAAAAUUUGGACGUAGACAACCAAAAAAAGGCAUCCCAUCAACAUUUUAUCUAUCAUUGAGACAACAUGCUUGGAUACCCAUUGAAGGUGAUCAAUUGGCUAAGCCAGAUGAUGUUUAUUGCUUACAUCCGAAGAGUGAAACAGCAGUCUUUCAUCGCUAUAUACCUCAUUUAGAUCAAACGAAGCUAUCAUUGAAUAAUCGAGACUUUAGAUUGAAUAUACUUGGACUAAAAGAACAUGUUCUACCUGUAACCAUGUUUGAAAUAUUCAUGAAAUGGUCAUGUGGUUUUGAUCGUGACGUUCUAUUGGCGUUAUUAAGUGAAAGUAACCAUGCAAACGUAAUACCUUGUCCUCUAGCAGAAACAUUUCGUCAACCGUUCGACGAUACAAUUGAGAAUGUUCGACGUGUCUAUCGAUUUCUUCUAGCUGACAAUUGCACUCGCAAUUAUCUACGCUAUUUUUGUUACUGGCCACUCGUAUUUAUACCAGAAAACAAUGGCAGAGGUUACUUCGUAUUUCCUCAUCAAGUCUAUUGGCAAGAUUCAACAUCAUUAUUAUCACCUUUUGAUGAUAUCAGUUUGUUGAAUUUAAAUCGUCGUAUUUCAAUUAAACGAUACUAUGACAAUGAUAUUAAAUUGCAAGGAUUCUUUCUUCAAGAAUUUCAAAUCGCAUUCGAACCAACCAUCGAUGAUUAUUUUCCACUGUUAUCACAGAUAUUAAGCAUCAAUAAUACGUGGAGACUUAUUAAAGUGAUCAUGGAUUUAUCAUUUCAACAAAAUCGACAGAUAGAAAUUAAAGCGAUGCUUCGACUUGCCAUUUAUUCCUUGUAUGGGUGCGAAAAUAAAAAAGCCAAAUAUAGUGAUCAACCAUUCUAUCCACAUGAUUUUGUUAUUGCCGAGAAAUUGGCAAAUAAACUAUUCAUUAUUCAAUUACCAGAUUGGGCCUUGCCUUUAGAAUUCAAGAAUAGUUUUUGUUUUCUCUUCGAAAUUAAAUCUCUAGCAGAUGUUAUUCAAUUACAAGUUCAUGUUGAUAACGAACAGCUAUCCGUUGACCUAUUCAAUUUCUUUUUUCAUUCGAUUGAACUUGUUCAAAAUUUCCUUCUUUUGAAAUCGUUCAUAACCGAAGAACGAUCAAAAUAUUUAGCAUCUAUAUUUGCUCGUCUACAUUUUGUCUGUGUCGAUAAGAUUCAACUUUCAUACAAGUACGAAACUGAUAUCGUACGAACAGAAACAUGUGACACUUACAUUGACGAACAAGCAGGCCAAUUUUAUAUAUUGAAACAAAUUGAAAAAUUUGAAAAGCGCUACAUUGAGACUAUGGUCGCAUUUCUUGUUCGCGAUCGGGUGGCACAAAUCGAACUGACAUCCUAUAUGAUGGAGCUCUCACGAAUCUAUCAUAAUGAGAGUACACAAGGUUUAAUAAAUCAACGUCAAAGUAUCAUUAAUUUAGAAUAUAAUGACAGAUGGACAUUUCCAAAUGUUUAUUCCAUUUCAUCGUCAUCAUCAUCAUCAAGUGAAGAAAUUUCUUCGGAUGAGGAACAGACUGAAGAAUUAACUGAGAUGAUAGAAAAGUUGAUGAAUGAACCUUUACCCGAACAAAAAGCUCCAUUACAGAGAAAAAUUGAACAAGAUGACGAGAAUAAUCCACGUUGCUUUCCAGCCAAAGCCAACGCUAAAGAAUUAACAGAAUUUUCAAAUACCACAUCUCAUCCGGCAGAGCACAAACAAUCGGUAAAUGUAUCACAUUCUCCGGAUUCCAACCAUAUAACAUCCUCUAGUUCAGUUUCGCAUUCAUCAAAAGAAUCAGAUAAUAAUCGUACGAUUAAAAAUGAGCAACCUGUUAAGUCAACCGCAAAAUCAACUGAUACAUGUCAAAUACAAGCUGCUACUGUUGACUGUUCGAAUUCUACUUCGGUUGAAGUAGAAAAAUUUGAACGUAUUCAAAUCUCGACUCUCAUUGGUUCAAAUCCUUAUUCAUUGUCGCCAUCUUCAAUUACAAUUAAUCCGAUUAAUAACGAAAUUGAUAAUACUCUCGGUCGUAAAGGUGAAGAGCUUGUUUUUCGAUUUCUAAAAUGGAAAUAUCCAAAUGCGCAUGUUAAAUGGAUGAAUAAUAAUAAUAAGGAAUCAGGUCUUCCAUAUGAUAUUGAAAUGAAAAUAAACAAUCAGAUUGAUUUAAUCGAAGUGAAAACAACAGGAAUUCAUGAUCAACAUACAUUUAGAAUAUCGAUUGGCGAAAUUAACUGUUUACUUAAUCACCCAACAAAUUAUCAUAUUUAUCGAGUUUACUAUUCCGGUGAACCUGAAUCCACAAAAAUUACAAUUCUUAGUCAAGUAAAGCAACAUUUAGAGCACAAACAACUUGCACUUUGUAUGACUAUUAUGCAACGAGCUAAUGAAGAAUAG
Messenger RNA from Rotaria socialis, 7299 nucleotides. The record is from the annotation of a GenBank genome assembly. NCBI's taxonomy places the organism in Eukaryota, Metazoa, Rotifera, Eurotatoria, Philodinida, Philodinidae.